Aureobasidium musti is the source of this 1878-nucleotide messenger RNA. NCBI's taxonomy places the organism in Eukaryota, Fungi, Ascomycota, Dothideomycetes, Dothideales, Saccotheciaceae. The record is from the annotation of a GenBank genome assembly.
AUGAACUCCAUCAAGGCCGUUUCGGUCCUCUCGUUCCUCACCACUCUCGCUAGUGGUUGGCCAAUGGAUACUGCUUCCAAUGGUUGGGAUACUACUAGUUCCUCCAGCUCCAAGUGGGAGUCCACCACAUCUCCUAGUUCUUCAUGGGUGCCUACCACUUCUUCAAGCUCCAAAUGGGAGUCCACUUCAUCUCCUAGUUCCUCGUGGGAGUCUACCAGCUCAAGCUCUAAUGCCUCAAGCUCCUCCUCAAUGGUGAGCUACGCUUGCAACCCAGCUCAUUCUUACCCGGGUGGAGCUUCUUGUAUCUCGACUUCUGGCUCUUUGACUCUGGUCACCCCUUCGGCCACCCCGAGUACCUGGACAACUUACACCACAGUUUACACGACAGACUACACAACUUAUUGCCCAAGCCCGACAGUGGUCACAGUAAACAGCCAGACGAUCACGGUCACAAAAGCCACGACUUUGACGGUUGCAUGCCCGACAUGUCUCAAGACUUCAACUGUCACCAAGCCUGUCAAUGCUGCAUCCACCACUCCUGCUCCGAGUGCAACUCCCACUGGUUGCGCUGCACAGCUUCUCAAGUGCCAGUACACUCCUUCUGCCGAUGGUGGCUCCGCAAAUGAGGCUUACUGUGCUGCUCAAAAUGCCGCUUGUCAGGGUGCUUGCUACGCAGCCUACAACACUUGCAGAACCACCCCUGGUCCUGAUGGGCUCUCUGCCAACCAAGCCCAGUGUGCUGCUGAUUAUGCCGGCUGUCUUGGUCAGAACCCCUUCGGUACCAGUGGCAUAAUUUCGACUUUCCUUCCUUAUUCAGCCACCGCUAGCUCUUCCAUGAUGCCCACCACCUCCACUUACACCGAGAAGACCACAUACACCACAGUUUACACUACCGACUACGUUACUGUGUGCCCUACCCCAACAGUAGUUACGAUCAACAGCAAAACGAUCACGGUCACAUCCGCAACCACGCUCACUGUUCCAUGCCCAACAACACAAACUAAGACUGAUACCAUCACUAAAUCUGUUGUUGUUACUCCCUCUCCGGUUCCUGCUAGCUCCAAACCCACUGCUCCUGCUAGCUCGAUGCCCGCAAGCUCGAUGCCUGCUCCUCCCGCAAGUUCGAUGCCUGCCCCUCCUGCUAGCUCGAUGCCAGCCUCUUCGAUGCCGGUCUCUCCUGUCUCGACCAUGCCUGCUCCUGGAAACACUUGCCCUACUUGCUCUUCUUGCCCCCCUGCUCAGACUGUUACUGUCACCCAGACCCAGGUUCAGUAUGUCACUGUUACCAAGCAGCAAGAGACUUCCGUGCCUCCUAGCAGCACCCCUGCUUCCUCCACGAAACCUUCUAGCUCUGCUUCUUCCGCUGUCAUGAGUUCCAAGCCCGCCUCAUCCGCUCCUGCUUCAUCUGAAACUGCCAGCUCUAAGCCUACAUCGUCCGCCCCUGCUCCUUCCGCCACUGGCAAGUGCCCUCUUGACCUCAAGGCUGGUGCCUACGAGUACCCCCACGCUCUCCGCGUGAACGGCGUCAACGGCUACAACAUCACCGUCAACAAAGAUACCAAGACCGACGUUGGCUUUGACAUUCCUCAGGCUGAUGCCGGCAAGACUUGCAGCACCUACUUCAGCAUUCCCAAGAUGGCUGAUUUGGUCACCUCUGGCUACAGCUUGUCUGGCUCUGGCAUGAUCAAUGUCUCCAAGGACGGCAAGGUCAUCUACAGCUUUGCUCCUCAGGCUGGCAAUGCUUACAUGAUUGAGUCUGGCGCUUGUGCUGCUGGCAAGUUUGUCAGCUACACUUUCAGCACUACUGAUUCGGUCUCGAUCGACCUCUUUAACGACUAUAACCCUUGUGCUGUGGGUGCCUUCGUCACCGUCGCUUAA